Messenger RNA from Diabrotica balteata, 735 nucleotides. Lineage: Eukaryota; Metazoa; Arthropoda; Insecta; Coleoptera; Chrysomelidae. The record is from the annotation of a GenBank genome assembly.
ACUUCAAAUUAGACUUAUAGGGAUCAGCAUUGUUUCUGCAGCUGUUUUUAUUCCAUAUUUAAUAAUUAAUACAGAUCUUUAAGUAUGUCACCAAAAGAAAAAGAUGAUGAAGUAGUAUCAAUAAAUAAAUGGGAUGGAGUAGCCGUCAAAAAUGCAUUAGACGAUGCAGUUAAAGAGGUACUUACAAAGAAAUACAAUUAUGCUGAAAAUUUUGCUCUCAUGGAUGGUAGGUUAGUUAUAUGUGGUAUAGCUGUAGGAGUUGCAAUGUUUGCCUUGAUUUGGGAUUAUUUGUACCCAUUCCCACAAUCUAAGCCUAUUUUAAUAUUUUCUGUAACUACAUAUUUUUUUAUGAUGGGAGUUUUAACUUUGUAUACUACAUACAAAGAGAAAGGAAUCUUCGCUGUUUGUAUUCAGAAAGAUAGUUCUAAGAAGGAAAACAUUUGGGAAGCUAGCUCAUAUAUUCAAAAGUAUGAUGAUAAAUAUAGUUUGAAUCUUGCAUAUAUUGAUGGAAAAACACGCCAAAGAAGGGAGCAUAAUAUUAAAAAGAGUAUUGCCAAGUACAUAGACCAGCAAGGAACUGUAGUUAAAGAAAAUGUUGAAGAUGAGAUCACCAAAAUGCACAAUUCUCUACUAAGUGAGAGGAAAGAAAAAUGAUGUACACAGAAACUACCUACUAAAAGAAGUUGACGUGUACAUUAUUUUAUAUUUUAUAUUUUUCAAAAUAUUUUGUUCAUU